This is a messenger RNA of Ruditapes philippinarum (Manila clam), 1767 nucleotides long. RefSeq names its product cholecystokinin receptor type A-like. The transcript has a single exon. Gene Ontology annotation, biological process: neuropeptide signaling pathway. Gene Ontology annotation, molecular function: neuropeptide receptor activity. NCBI's taxonomy places the organism in Eukaryota, Metazoa, Mollusca, Bivalvia, Venerida, Veneridae. Gene Ontology annotation, cellular component: membrane. Bases 127 to 1326 code for a protein of 399 amino acids. The record is from RefSeq and is a predicted model, not a curated record.
AAUACAUACCGAAAAGAUUAACUUUUGAUACGAUUAUUUUGUUUCAGACCAUUUGAUGGUCUUCAAGUACAUGGAACAUAUUUGUACAUAGUAACCACCCUUUUGUUAACAUAGAUAAAUAACACCAUGGAGGAAAGGGUGGCCAAUCUUCUGGAGAAACAACACGAAAUUUCCAUGCAUCUUCUACCAGUUAUAAUAUGUAUGGUGAUAUUAGGUAUAUCCGGAUUAAUCGGUAACUGUCUCACGGUAGUGUUCUAUAUUAGGAAACAAAAGACUACUGCAUCAGUAACGUUAAUAGUAAGCCUGGCAGUGGUCGACCUUGCAGUAUGCGUGCUGAUUGUCCCAUGUGUUUUGGAAAUGCUUUCAAGUCUGACAUAUUACCAGGGAUUUAUGUGCAAACUAUCACAUUUCAGCACAAGGUGGACUAUUUCCAGCUCGUGUGCAAUUAUAUGGAUAAUUUCAAUCGACAGAUAUCGGAAAAUAUGUAAACCGUUUGAUAAACAGAUAACUCCUGCAAUGGUUAAGCGAGCAAUGUGUGCAACAGCUAUUAUCACAUUUCUACUUUCAGUGAAAAACUUUUUUACUUUUGAUAGUGUCUCCAUAGAUUUACACGAUUUUAGCAAUAACAGAACGCUUACGGGACGGUAUUGUACGACCCAUAAAGAUGAAAAGUACAGAAGCAUAACUUUAGCUUUCUAUGGCAUAGACGUUUGUUUAAUAUUGAUGGCUUUUCUAACAAUGGCGUUCACUUAUUCAAACAUUAUUUACACGCUAGUAAAACUUCGUCAAAAGAGGAAACGCACUUUUCAAAAUUUGAUUAUAUUUGAGGAAAUUUUGAAAAACAAAUUACCGAAACGCUUUACUCGUGUUUCUUCGGAUAUUUCUGGAAUGACACGUAAUACAACCGAGGUUUCGCUGAUAAAUUAUGCAACUGGCCAAGACAUUGACAAGAAAAGGCUCUCCAAUAUAACAGAUAAAUGUAGGACCGAUAUCAAUAACGAUACCAGCAAACCGAACAUCGCAAUUCAAGAGGAAGAUUUAGAAACAAAUCAGACUGUAAAGAUAUCUUGUGUGAAGAAAUCUAAGGAACACAAUCUAACUGUUAUGAUGCUAGUUGUGUCCAUACUUUACAUUCUGUGUUUCUCACCUUACUUUGCAAUCAGGAUAACUUUACGACUUGGUACCGGAAGUGACGAAUUUGAGAUGAACGCUGGCGUUCAGACUGCAUUACGGCUCGUUUACAUAAACAGCGUAUUCAAUCCCAUCAUUUACUUUAUCUUCAAUCCUAAAUUCCGACGAUUCGUCAAAAACAAAUUUAAGUGUUAAUUUAUUGAAGUUAAUGAAUAGCGAGUGUUGUACUUUGGUGUUAUUUUGUAUUGGUUAAACCAGUUUAUCUAGUCAUAUAAAAUCUACUACUAGUAAUUCAGGUAUUUCGUGAAAUGACAAGCUUUUUUUAAGAAACGAGUUCUGCUUUGUUAAAUUUUCUUGUCAGACUGUAACUAAAAGGAAAAUUAAGCUGUGAUUUUUUAAAUACAAUCUAUGUUCCUUUAAAAAAUUAUUAGAAAUAAUUCAAAUUUAACAGAAAAAUACUAGAACUAUGUUAUUGUUUUUUUUAUCUUUUUACUCUUUUUUUAUUGAUAUAAGCGCGUAUCUUACACUUCAAUUUUACUAUAAUAAUAGGUAUGUUAUAGGUAAUAACAGUAUGUAUUAUAUACAUAUAUACAGUAUCUUGUAUAUUUCAUGUGGUCCAUGAAUUUGCAAAACAAA